Molecule: messenger RNA, 1556 nt
Organism: Salvelinus sp. IW2-2015
Lineage: Eukaryota; Metazoa; Chordata; Actinopteri; Salmoniformes; Salmonidae
Product: ecto-ADP-ribosyltransferase 5-like
Molecular function (GO): NAD+-protein-arginine ADP-ribosyltransferase activity; NAD+ poly-ADP-ribosyltransferase activity
Source: RefSeq, a predicted model, not a curated record
CUGCAUGACUUUGUGCACGUAUUAUCUUGCUGCUUCAGUGUGGGAACAGGAUUUGUAGUUAUGUCUGCUUGUAAAGUCAUAAAUCUGACCAGCUAUAAGCAGAAAUGUUCAGUCUGCAACACACAAGUCCUAAAGCUGAACAAUAGAGGAAUCUGCAUACAGUCUACCUGCACUUGUCAUAUCCUUUCUGCCUCUGUCUAGAUGUUGCUGCUCCCCAACUUCCUGUGGUAAAGGCUUCUACUUCUUCAUCUUCCUUGUCUCAGUGUUACCAUAGCUCUGACUAGAGACUGGAGGAUACUGACUAGGCUCAUAACAUCUUAAGAUAUGGGGAAAACGUGCGUAGUCGUAAUUAUUUUUGUUGUUGUGGCGGUAGCAAUGGCGUUGACCCUGGGUCUUUACUUUGGACGGAUAUUACCCAAGAAUCCGGACCCACAGAUGAAGCCUUUCCCUUUGGACAUGGCCCCUAAAUCUAUUGAUGACCGAUAUGAUGGCUGCAGUAAGUACAUGCACAAUGAGGUGAACACAGUCUACCUCCCACGUGAGAAGAAUACCAGUCCAGACUUCAAUAAUGCCUGGAAUGAAGCAGAGGAAAAAGCCAAACAACCUAUCCAUGAUCUGCAAAAAGAACACUCCAUGGCUAUAUAUGUGUACACAAAUGAAAAGCCCAAGAUCUACCCGGACUUCAACAGACAAGUUAAAGAUGGUAGCUCUAAUUAUGGGACAACAUUCCAGUACCAUUCCCUACACUUCUAUCUAACUGAAGCCAUUCAGAUUCUCAAACAAACUCAAACAACAUGUAGGACCACCUACCGUAGAACCGAUGUGUAUUUUGAUCAGGAUGUUGUCAGCAAAGAUAUCCGUUUCGGCACCUUCACCUCGAGCACUGAAAACCAGGAAUUAGGCAGAGAUUCAUUUGGAGAGACGUCCUGCUUUGAGAUCUCCACAUGUUUUGGAGCUGACAUAUCAUAUUACUCUGUAUUUACAGGAGAGAGAGAAGUCUUAAUUCCUCCCUAUGAGGUAUUCAAAGUGAUCAACAUUCAGACGAAGUCAACAGAGAAUAAACUGUGGUGUGAAGUCGUCUACACAUUAAAUAGCACUAGAGUUCAGAGUAACUUGAAUUGCAAGUUAAAAAAAGAAGCAAAAUCAAACCUGUGAAGCAGCUUUUCUGCAUUCAACCGCACAUCAGGAAAAGGCUACAUGACGCUCUAUAUUAUGUUGACAAUUACUGUAUAUCACUGGUCAUUCCCCCACCAAUGUACGAUUAAGUCAUCUGUAAAAAUGUAAAAUGUUUACUUUACUUCUUUCAGUUGUAAUGAUCCUGUUAAAGACUGUUUAACCCUUAUUGGUGCCUCAGAUUAAUAAGAUCAAGAGUUAUAAAAAAUGAUAAUUUGCUGACAUUGAAUCAAAUUGUAAUUUGUGAUUUGUUGACAUUUGUUAGCAUGUGCAUUGUGUUUGUUUAUAUUCACCAUUAUGUUACUGAUUCCCUCCAUUAAUAUUGUGUUUAUAUUCACCAUUAUGUUACUGAUUCCCUCCAUUAAUAUUGUGUUAAAUAUUCA